Saccharomycodes ludwigii is the source of this 774-nucleotide messenger RNA. It is a transcript of the gene SDH2, whose product is annotated as succinate dehydrogenase iron-sulfur protein subunit SDH2. Bases 1 to 774 code for a protein of 257 amino acids. Lineage: Eukaryota; Fungi; Ascomycota; Saccharomycetes; Saccharomycodales; Saccharomycodaceae. Gene Ontology annotation, molecular function: 2 iron, 2 sulfur cluster binding; electron transfer activity. Gene Ontology annotation, biological process: aerobic respiration; respiratory electron transport chain; tricarboxylic acid cycle. Gene Ontology annotation, cellular component: mitochondrial membrane. The record is from RefSeq and is a predicted model, not a curated record. The transcript has a single exon.
AUGUUGAAAAGUGUCAUUUCAAAAAGAACUCUAGCUACCGCUGCUGCCACCGCUACAAAGCCACCAAAGAUGAAAAGCUUUAAAAUUUACAGAUGGAACCCAGAUACUCCAGCUGUUAAGCCAAAAAUGCAAGAAUUCCAAGUCGAUUUAAACGAUUGUGGGCCUAUGGUUUUAGAUGCUUUAUUAAAAAUUAAGAAUGAGCAAGAUCACACUUUGACUUUCAGGAGAUCCUGUAGAGAAGGUAUCUGUGGUUCUUGUGCCAUGAACAUUGGUGGUAGAAACACUUUGGCUUGUUUAUGUAAAAUUGACAAAAACGUUAACAAAACUGUAAAGAUCUAUCCAUUGCCACAUAUGCACAUUGUUAAGGAUUUAGUUCCAGAUUUAACUCAAUUUUACAAACAGUACAAGAGUAUUCAUCCAUAUUUACAUAGAGCCAAGUUUCCAGCAGAUGGUAAAGAAAUUUUACAAUCUGUUGAGGACCGUAAGAAGUUGGAUGGUUUAUACGAAUGUAUUUUGUGUGCUUGUUGUUCCACUUCUUGUCCAUCAUACUGGUGGAACAGUGAAGAGUACUUAGGCCCAGCUGUUUUAAUGCAAGCUUACAGAUGGAUGGUUGAUACCAGAGAUGAAGCAUUCGCUUCUAGAAAGGAAGAGUUGCAAAACUCUAUGUCUGUUUACAGAUGCCAUACUAUUUUGAACUGUACUAGAACUUGUCCAAAAGGUUUGAAUCCAGGUAAAGCCAUUGCUGAAAUCAAAAAGUUCUUGGCCGUUGACUGA